This is a messenger RNA of Symbiodinium necroappetens, 2550 nucleotides long. The record is from the annotation of a GenBank genome assembly. NCBI's taxonomy places the organism in Eukaryota, Dinophyceae, Suessiales, Symbiodiniaceae.
GCCAGCCUGGCGGAGCACCACCACUUCUUGGAGAUCAUGGCCGGCACCUACGACUCCAAGAUCAAGAACAUGCGCAUGAACAGGCUGGAAUUCGAGGACACGCAGUUCAUCGCCGCAUUCCCGGUGGAGCGCGUGCCCAAGCACCCGCUGAGCGGCAUCUCCACGCGCUCCGGCGACCUGGCACGCUUCACCUUCAAGAAUCUGCAGGCGGACCGCGCCCAGAAGCUCUACAUCCAUCUGGAAAGCACCAUGAGCCUCUUCGAGAGCACUAUCACCGAGAACAUUCUGAACGAUGGGCAGACCACCGAGACCACCGGCAUCACAGCAGGCCAAUUGGCCACCGUUCUGACGGCCCAGGUCAACGCCCUGCCCCCGCCGCCGGACCUCGCGCCCUAUGCGCUGGCCGCCGACCUCGCGGCAGCCGAAGGGCAGCUGGCCGCAAACCAGUCCAGCAUCACCGCCCUCAACACCAGUCUGACGACAGGCCUGGCCGCGAAGGCCAACCAGAGCGCGCUGGACGCCCUGCAGCUCGAGGUCCAAGGCAAGAGCACCCCAGCAAACGUCGACGCCAAGCUGGCGAGCUACAGCACCACGGCUGCCAUGAAUUCUGCGAUCGCAAGUGCAAACAACGCCACCCUGGCCACCGUGGGGAGCACCUACGCCCUGCGCUCUGUCACGGAUCAAUUAGCCUUGGACCUCGCAGCCAAGCAAUCCAGCGCGGACGUGGACCAAAAGAUUGCCACGGCACUGCUGGACCGACCCAGCACGACUGAUUUGAAUGCGGCCGUGGGCCUGCGCACCUCGCCCGCGGACGUCGACCAGAAGCUCGCCACGGCGCUGCUGACCUUCGUCACGCAGGUGGCCCUGGACGCCGCCCUGGCCCUCCGAGACGGGCGUUUGGACGCCGCCGAGGCAUCCAUUGCCACCCUGCAGGCGGCAGGCUUUCAGACGGCUGCUCAGGUAGCUUCGGCCAUUGCCACGGCUUUGCUGAGCUACACAGACUCCGCAGGCAUCAAUGCGCUGCUGGCCGUCAGGGACGGGCGCUUGGAUGCCGCGGAAGCCUCGAGUACAGGCCUGCAAACGGCGGGCUACCAGACCUCAGCGCAGGCCAGCAUCCUGGCCCUGCAGACCGCCGGGCCCUUCGCCAGCGCCACCAAUCUGGAUUGCUUGGAGACCAGCCUGCAGAGCGCCAUCGACGCCGUGCUUGCGCAGCUGGCGGUGCUGGCCGCCGGCGCCGUGCAGAACGCCUCUGAGUGGGCGGGGCAGACCACCUUCGAGCUGCUGGCCGCGCCAAGCAUCCUGCGGCGGCUGCACGUCACGGCUCCACUGAGCAUCAGCCUGCAAAACGAAGACCUGGCCCUGAGCAUCGCCUGCGAUUCCUACAGCACGACCGAGGCGGACGCUGCCAUCGGGGCCGCCAUCGCCGCGGUCAACGGGUUGAUCGCUGCGGCCUUGGCCGCGUACAGCACCACCGCUGAAAUGAACUCUGCCAUCUCCGCCGCAGUUGCAGGGAUCGAUCUGAGCCCUUAUUACACCAGCGCCCAAACAGACGCAGCCAUCACGGCCGCCCUGGUGCCGGUGACGCUGACGAACGCGCCGGCGUGGAGCGCGAAUCCGCCGACCUGGAUGCUGCUGAAGGGCACCAACGUGCUGCGCAACCUGCACUUUGCGGGCCCGCUGAGCGCGAGCCUGCAGAACAACACGGACACGUUGGAAAUCGACUGCGAUAGCUACGAAAAGGCUGGAACAUAUACUCAGGCCGAGGUGAACGCCGUGGUGGCGGGGACUAUAGAUGCCCUGAACGUCACGCAGUACAGGACCGAGGCCCAGGUCUCCACGGCCAUCUCGGACGCCUUGGUGCCUUAUUACACCAGCGCAGAAGUGGAUGCCGAGAUCGCCGCGAACGGCUUCGACAGCAGUGAAUACUACACCCGCACCCAGAGCGACUCCAGGUGCCAGCCCCGGCAGCGUCUCCCUUGUGCGGGACAACGUGACGCCGCCGCAGGUCCGCGGCCUGGUUCUGAGAAGCCCACUGAGCUCCAGCGUGCUCUUCUCAGCGGCACCGUGCUGGAGCUCACCUGCGACGCGUGCACUAAGGCGCAGGCCGACGGGCGCUACGUGCAGUCCGGCAACUUGGGCAGCCUGGACAGCCGCUACUUCCCGGUGAACGGCAACAACGGCGGCGGCGGGAUUUUCCCCAUGGUGAUCACCACCUUGACACCCAGGAUGAUCCGCGCCAUACUGCCCAGGGCGCCCCUGAGCGGCGCCUUCAUCCUGGGCAACGCCGGCACGCUGGAGCUGAACUGCGACUGCUACAGCAAGAGCGAGAGCGACGGCAGAUACUACACCAUCGGCCAGUCCAACGCCAACUUCGCGGAUAUUAGCACUGAGGCGGAUGUGGCCGCUCUGGCCGCUCGAGUCACGGCGCUGGAGGCCAGCCCCCUGCCGGCAGACAUCUCCGUCAACAGCGUCUCCGCCACUGGGGACUGGCUAUCCUUGUGGGCGGCACUGCCGGCGCCAGGAUCAGGGACAGCUCCAACAACGAUCUAA